GGAUCGGUCCUGAGCAAAGCGCUCCGUGACUGUCUGCAGUGACUUGGAGCUGGGACGUCCCCGGUGCUGCAGCAGCAGAUCCUGCCGGCCGGAGCUUCACCCGCCUCCGGUCUGUGAGAGCUGUUCCUGUCUGGAACAUCUGCUUUUCCCCCCAGGGCUUUUUUGCUGAUGGCCAGAGCCGAGAUCCAUAUGCUUGUGUGAUGCUCCAUAGAUCUCCCCAGUGACCUUUGAGCAACUCCAGGCAAUAAACUGUUGGAAGGCAGAAAAGCUUUAUUUAGCUCCUUCCCUUGUCUUAAACACAGAGGAACGUUGUGUUUUGUUUAGCCUUGCCCAUGAAAACUUGAGGUCCUCUUGGCUUCCCUCACUGCAAACGUUAGGGCUGUGAUAAAAGCCAGAGGGGCUCUAAAACAUGGAUGUGUAAGAGAAGGCGGCGUCGGGAGCAGCAUUCUUUGGAGCGGAACAUCCCGAGUGUCAACAACCACCGCCGCUGACCAAAGAUGGUUGGGUUUCUCCAGUCACUUGAUUUUUUUCCCCGUCACUGGCAGGCUCCGUGCGGCUGUAGGAGGAGUUUGUGGUCACCUCCCCCUUUGAGGCGCUGCGGCCAGAUUCCCCCCACUGAGGUCCCCUCCCAGCCGCCAGGAUGUCCAGCAAACGUGCCAAAGCCAAGACCACCAAGAAGCGCCCCCAGCGCGCCACCUCCAAUGUCUUCGCCAUGUUCGACCAGUCACAGAUCCAGGAGUUCAAGGAAGCCUUCAACAUGAUCGACCAGAACCGCGACGGCUUCAUCGACAAGGAGGAUCUGCACGACAUGCUGGCUUCCAUGGGGAAGAACCCCACUGACGAGUACCUGGAGGGCAUGAUGAGCGAGGCGCCAGGGCCCAUCAACUUCACCAUGUUCCUCACCAUGUUCGGGGAGAAGCUGAAUGGCACCGACCCGGAGGACGUCAUCCGCAACGCCUUCGCCUGCUUCGAUGAGGAGGCAUCAGGCUUCAUUCACGAGGACCAUCUGCGUGAGCUGCUGACCACCAUGGGAGACAGGUUCACCGACGAGGAGGUGGAUGAGAUGUAUCGGGAGGCGCCCAUCGACAAGAAGGGCAACUUCAACUACGUGGAGUUCACCCGCAUCCUGAAGCAUGGAGCCAAGGACAAGGACGAUUAGACCCUCCCCUCUGCCUCCUCCUGCACAUGCUCCCCUGCCCCUCGGCCCCCUCUUGCUGCCCCACAGCAGGCUCCCCCCAUGGAAAACACCUCCCAGGACCAGCACCCCACAUCAGGUCAUGCUUGGAGGGGAAGUGCUCCCAUCACUGCACCGCUGUGUGCCCACCCAUCAGCUCCAGACCCCCCAGCACCUCUCCCACCCACAGGCUCGCUCCACUGGGACCCCCAGCCUGGCUGUGACCCCCCCCUUGAAGCCACUUUGCUGCCAGACCCCGGGGCUGGGGUGAGCAUCCGAGGUGAGCGCUGGCCUGUGGGGAUUCUGGCUGGCUUAAGCCUGAGCAUUCCCUAUCUCAGGACCAUAGCACAGAGAGACAGCACCUCUUCCCCUCUCCUCCUGCACUCCCUUUCUUCAUGGUUCCUCCACUUUGUUUCCUCCUCCCUGCCUGUUUUAUGGCUUUAGAGCCUGUGAUCCGAGGGAUUCGGGAGGCCGAAGCGGUGUAUAAAACCUGAUGGGUGUGAUAUGGA
This is a messenger RNA of Strigops habroptila (Kakapo), 1683 nucleotides long. It is a transcript of the gene MYL9, whose product is annotated as myosin light chain 9. Gene Ontology annotation, biological process: myofibril assembly; platelet aggregation. Gene Ontology annotation, molecular function: calcium ion binding. The transcript has 4 exons. Bases 641 to 1159 code for a protein of 172 amino acids. The record is from RefSeq and is a predicted model, not a curated record. Gene Ontology annotation, cellular component: stress fiber; cytoplasm; myofibril. NCBI's taxonomy places the organism in Eukaryota, Metazoa, Chordata, Aves, Psittaciformes, Psittacidae.